Molecule: messenger RNA, 885 nt
Organism: Sinocyclocheilus rhinocerous
Lineage: Eukaryota; Metazoa; Chordata; Actinopteri; Cypriniformes; Cyprinidae
Product: coiled-coil domain-containing protein 43
Exons: 5
Coding region: 30-671 (213 amino acids)
Source: RefSeq, a predicted model, not a curated record
CCUCGCUAUCAGGACCCCAGCCAGGCAAGAUGGCGGAACCCAACCAAGUCGCCGGGGAGUUUGAAAACUGGCUGAACGAGCGGUUGGACUCCCUCGAAGUAGACAGAGAAGUUUAUGGAGCGUAUAUACUCGGAGUGCUUCAGGAAGAGGAAAGUGAUGAAGAGCAAAAGGAUGCUCUUCAGGGCAUUCUCUCAGCUUUUCUGGAAGAAGACACGCUUGAGGAGGUUUGCCAGCAGAUCUUAAAACAGUGGACUGAGUGCUGCAGCAGAUCUGUGGUCAAGGGUACUCAGGCAGAUGAUGAGGUUCAGGCGAUUGCCAGUUUGAUAGAGAAGCAGGCACAGAUUGUGGUCAAACAAAAGGAGGUGUCAGAGGAGGCCAAGAAGAGGAAAGAGGUUCUACUGGCACAGUAUGCUCAUGUCACAGAUGAGGAGGAUGAAGAUGAUGAGGAAGAACAAGCUGCAGUGGGGCUUCCCAGUGAAAAAUCCAUGUUCAAAAACACCAAUGUCGAGGAAGUUUUGAACCGCCGCAAACAACAGCGUGACCAGGCCAGAGAGGACGCGCAGAAGAAGAAAGAACAAGACAAGAUGCAACGCGAGAAAGACAAACUAGCCAAGCAGGAACGCAAGGACAAAGAAAAGAAACGCACACAGAAGGGAGAACGCAAGAGAUAGACAGAAAACACAGAGCACGAAAACUUUCGCAGACUAUACAAUACCAAGGUCAUUUACCUAGAAGAGAAAAAUGCAAUGAGACCUCAGCAAACAGUGUCCCAACUAACAAUAUAUGCAUCCAUAUCACGUUUUGGGUCCGAUAUUGCUUAUUGAAUGAUAAUGUUGGGCCUAUUUAGCUGUUUUCUUGGCUUGUACAAAACAAAUCAAAAACCAG